This is a messenger RNA of Solanum dulcamara, 2930 nucleotides long. Its product is annotated as vetispiradiene synthase 1. Gene Ontology annotation, biological process: diterpenoid biosynthetic process. Gene Ontology annotation, molecular function: terpene synthase activity; magnesium ion binding. The record is from RefSeq and is a predicted model, not a curated record. NCBI's taxonomy places the organism in Eukaryota, Viridiplantae, Streptophyta, Magnoliopsida, Solanales, Solanaceae. Bases 318 to 2087 code for a protein of 589 amino acids. The transcript is spliced from 5 exons.
AAAGAAAAAAGAGAAAAAAAAAAUAUGUUGCCAUAUUAUAUCUUUAGACCAGUACUGACGAUAUAGUAUUGUCAAGUGUGUCAACCGCCACCGGACUAGUAUAUUAUAUUAUAAAGAAUUUCAAUCGUCAAAGGUGGGUGUGGCAAAUUAAAGGCUCUCAUCAUUCAUUCAUUCAUUCAUUAUAAAAAUACUCAUUUCCUUCUCAUACAUUUCCAUCAUCACUUUCUCUAGCACAUAACAGAUAAAAAGUUGACAUAUCAAUCCAAACGCAAAAAACAGAUAUCUCUCUGAUUUUCCACAAUCUAAGUGUUGUAGAAAUGGCCCCAGCUGUGGCAGUGAUGAGUAACUAUCAAGAGGAGGAGAUUGUUCGCCCUGUUGCGGACUUCUCUCCAAGUCUUUGGGGUGAUCGUUUCCAUUCAUUCUCCCUCGAUAAUAAGGUAGUUAAUUGUCAAUUCGUUCUCUUCUUGUCUUGUUGGAUCAUAAGGAAGUUCAUUUCUGACUUUCAACGUACAAUUUUUUUAAAAAUAUAUUUGCAGAUUGCUGGAAAAUAUGCUCAUGAGAUUGAGACUUUGAAGGAACAAACAAGGAGAAUGUUAUCAGCUGCUUGUGGAACAACAUUGGCUGAGAAAUUGAAUCUGAUAGACAUUGUUGAGCGUCUUGGCAUUGCUUAUCAUUUUGAGAAACAAAUAGACGACAUGUUGGAUCAAAUUUACAAAGCAGAUCCAAACUUUGAGGCUCAUCAAUACAAUGAUUUAAACACUUUAUCCCUUCAAUUUCGAAUCCUAAGACAACAUGGUUACAAUAUCUCCCCAAAAAUUUUCAGCAGAUUCCAAGAUGCGAACGGCAAGUUCAAGGAAUCUUUUAGCAACGACAUCAGGGGUUUAUUGAACUUAUACGAAGCUUCACAUGUAAGGACUCAUGGAGAAGAUAUUUUGGAAGAGGCACUUGUUUUCUCCACUGCUCAUCUUGAGUCUGCAGCUCCACAUUUGAAGUCACCUCUGAGUAAACAAGUGACACAUGCCCUUGAGCAAUCUCUCCAUAAGAGCAUUCCAAGAGUCGAGACGCGCUACUUCAUCUCUAUCUACGAAGAGGAGGAAUAUAAGAAUGAUGUGUUGCUUCGAUUUGCCAAAUUGGAUUACAACUUACUCCAGAUGUUGCACAAACACGAACUCAGUGAAGUAUCAAGGUGGUGGAAAGAUUUGGAUUUUGUGACAACCCUUCCAUAUGCUAGGGAUAGAGCAGUGGAAUGUUACUUUUGGACCAUGGGUGUGUAUGCUGAACCUCAAUAUUCUCAGGCUCGCGUCAUGCUUGCUAAGACUAUAGCAAUGAUUUCGAUAAUAGAUGAUACGUUUGAUGCUUAUGGCGUUGUAAAAGAACUUGAGCUCUACACCGAUGCCAUACAGAGGUGGGAUAUUAGCCAAAUUGAUCGGCUCCCUAAUUACAUGAAAAUCAGUUACAAAGCACUUUUAGAUCUCUACAAGGAUUAUGAAGCAGAGUUGUCAAAGGAUGGUAGAUCUGAUGUUGUUCACUACGCGAAAGAAAGAAUGAAAGAAAUCAUAAGAAACUACUUUGUGGAAGCAAAAUGGUUCAUUGAAGGAUACAUGCCGCCUGUUUCUGAGUACCUUAGCAAUGCAUUAGCUACUAGCACUUAUUACUUGCUUACGACUACAUCCUACUUGGGCAUGAAAUCUGCUAACAAGGAAGAUUUUGAAUGGUUGGCCAAGAAUCCUAAAAUUCUUGAAGCCAAUGUGACCUUAUGUCGAGUCAUUGAUGACAUAGCCACCUAUGAAGUGGAGAAGGGUAGAGGUCAGAUUGCAACUGGAAUUGAGUGUUACAUGAGAGAUUAUGGUGUAUCCACAGAAGAGGCCAUGGAAAAAUUUCAAGAAAUGGCUGAGACAGCAUGGAAGGAUGUAAAUGAAGGAAUCCUUCGACCAACUCCUGUCUCUACAAAGAUUCUCACUCGUAUUCUCAAUCUUGCUCGCAUUAUUGAUGUCACUUAUAAACACAAUCAAGAUGGAUACACUCAUCCGGAGAAAGUACUAAAACCUCAUAUUAUCUCCUUGUUGGUGGACUCUAUUGAAAUUUAAAUCUUCAGUUGUUGUCUACGUAAAUCUGAGAGCACUUGCUUCCCAUCCCCUCAAAUUAUAAGUAUUUGAUUGAUGCCUUGUUGGUAUCUAUGUUGCUAGCUAAGGCAGGAGUUGUUGGCGAUACAUGUUGUUAUUGUGCAGUCAAGUUACCUCCCUAAAUUUUUUUGUAUCAUUAUUUACAUUUAAAAUAUAUAUCACUUCUUUUAACUGAAUCCUGUUUGCUAAUACCCUUGACCUCGAGCUUGAACCUAUUAAUGUACAAUUAGACUGCAGAACUUACCGGCAAGAUUUUCAAAGGAAGGUUCAGGAAUGUCGCACCUAACAUGAUUCUUAGGAAAAAAAGGAUUUACAUAUGAGUAUAAAUAGUAUUUAAAACCAAUAUAUGCGAAUAAUAAAUGGAUAAAGCUUGAAAAUAAAACAAUUGUAAACAUCAAGUUGGGUAGGAAAUAGAACCUUAAACCUCCAUAAUCUCAAACAUAAAACUUCACGCAAGACGAAUUGUGACAGUAUAUGCUUGUACAAAAUCUUGCAUACGUCACAACGAACAAAUGUUCUUGUGGUCUAAUCCAGGGCUAACAGUCUAUAGUUGUCUAGCCCCAUCAAAUAAUGUUAUUGACUAUGACCAUUUCAUUAUUUAAGCAAUUACCUUCUUUUUUUCGAGUUCUAGGACAUUAUAAAGUCAUAGACAGAUAAAUAAAAGGGAAGAAAAGGAGGGAUUGUAGGGAGAGGAGAGCCAGGGAAGAGGCAGUGCAUGGAAUGGGCAAGUAAAAAUGCAAGUAAAAAUUGCACAUCUCAUGCUCUGUCUCGCCCCCGUCUAUCCAUUCCACACCAUAUUUUACCUCA